ACAGGCAAAACCAGGAAGCACUUUGUAAACAUUACGCUACUUCGUAGUAACUUUAACCACAUUGCUGUCGUGCAAACUAAGAGACAUAGCGUGUCUUCAUGAUGAAGCCAGCCUGUUGCAGCUCUGCGGGAGCGUGUGUUGAAGUGAAGGAAACACCCAGACAGACAGAUAGACAAACCCUGACAGAAUGAUCAGAAUGAUGAGACACGCGCUGCACGCGGGGAGAGGAGCCCUCUGUCUGCGCAGCUUCUCUGAAACUAGAGGAGAGGUCAUUGAGGAUGUUCUUCAAAGGACAGACUCUGCACGCCUCACAAACGAGGCGUCGCUCUACGUGCACUGGCCUUACUGUCUCAGAAGGUGUUCCUACUGCAACUUUAACAAAUACAUACCCAGAGAGAACAAUGAUCACAUGAUGACCGAGUGCCUUCAGAGGGAGACUGAGACGUUGCUGCAGCUCAGUCAGGUAUCCUGCAUCACAUCAGUGUUUUUUGGUGGUGGGACUCCAAGCCUGGCUCAUCCUUCUACCAUCGCUGCAGUCCUUGAAACCGUUUCCAGGCAGGCGAACCUCUCAGAUACAGCUGAGGUCACACUGGAGGUCAACCCUACUCCUGUGGGAAGGUCAAAGUUAGAGGACUUCUUCCAUGCAGGGGUGAACCGUUUCUCCAUCGGGGUCCAGUCUUUGCAGGAUGAAGAUUUGAAAGUCCUGGGAAGAGACCACAGCCCUCAGCAGGCUUUGCUAACUGUGGCAGAGGCCAGGAGGCUGUGCCCCGGGAGGGUGUCGGUGGACGUCAUGUUUGGACGUCCCAAACAGAGCGUUGAAUCCUGGGAGAAUGAGUUGUCUGAGCUGUUAAGGGUGUGCGACGACCACGUGUCUCUGUACCAGCUAACAUUGGAGCGAGGCACACAGCUGUUCAAACAGGUGCUGGAAGGAGAGGUGACCCUGCCCACUGAAGAGGAGACAGCAGAGAUGUACCUGUGUGCCAGGAAGACCCUCCACCAGCACGGCCUCCUGCAGUACGAGGUGUCUAACUUUGCCAGACAAAACGCAGUGAGUCAUCACAACAGGAGCUACUGGAAGGGAACGCAGUACAUCGGGGUCGGCCCAGGAGCUCACGGACGGUUUGUCCCUGUGGGGGAGGGGGGGGUCCUCCGCGAGGCCCGGACCCAGACUCUGGAGCCUGACAUCUGGAUGCGUGAGGUCCAGCAGAAGGGACAUGCGACACGGAGGAGGAUUCAACUCAGCCAUCUUGAACUAUUGGAGGAGGUGUUGGUGAUGGGAAUGAGAAUGACGGAGGGCAUCGAUCACAAGCAUUGGGAGUUGUUUAGCCCUCAGCUGGGCCUCCAUGAAGUGUUUGGUACAUCCAGCGAUGUCCAAGAGUUGCUUCAGAGAGGACAACUCAUUCUUGAUGAGAGAGGCCUGCGCUGCUCCUGGGAGGGACUGGCCUUACUGGACAGCCUGCUGCCAGCUCUACUGGUGGAGCUGGAGAGAAGAGUCAGUCUGAGGCUACAGGAGGACGAGCAUGCUAAAGGACAAACAAAUAGGACCUCUAACACACGAUGACAGUAUUGGUAAUGUGAAGCUGACAAUUGAGCGGCCCGACCAAGCAAGGAGGCAGAGGCAGAACGUCCAAAAAUAUAACCCGGUGUGGGCAUUUAUUAAACUUGAGCACAGGACACAGCCUCAAUCUUGCUGUUCCUGUGCACACAGUCACCAGCCACUACAAGGAUCUCACACACACUACCAGCCUCAAAAUAGACAGGGCAACAGACCCUAAAUACACACACUAAUCAGCAAUUCGACACAGGUGGGGGGGGGGAGGAGACAACACAGGGCACCAGGUGCACACAAUCAACAGACACAGACAUGGGGGAAGGGGAACACUUUUAACAUGAAACCAGGAAACAGAGACAGACAAACUAGUUACAUAAAUUACAUAUAUUCCCAUGCUUCCUGUGCAAUGUUUUUAGUGCUAUAUUACCCGUAACGGAGGCCGAGAUCUAUGGGCCCAGAGAUCACCUCUGUUACAGGUAACAAAGGCAAUAUCUUCGGAGAAAGCUGUAUUGAGGGUCUGGCGGACUGGACGUGUAAAACAAAUCCCCAUAACAGGCAGAUAUUUAUUAAAACAACCCCACAUAUUUAAGUUUUAUGUAUAUAACGUUUUAUGUUGUGUAUUGAAAUUCAUUAUUUAAACCGUUGCCAUAUUUUACACUGUGUUUUCUUUUUACUGUUACUUUGCUGUUUAGUUGGCAGCACAACAAUCCCCUAUUUGUUUGUAUGGAUUAUAUUUUAUAUUAUAUUGUCUCUUUAUCGCACUGUAAGUACCGUCAUCACUCUGAUUGGAUAAGAACAUUUGAUGAUAAUAUAUUUCAUAAGGCCUUGAGGUGCUAUCAUGCAGUUAUUGCUUGCGCUGAAACAUUUCUUAAUAGAUAUUUUCAUUCAAAUAUGAUUAUUCCUCUCCCAGUACACAGGAUAUUGUGAGAAUAAAGGUUUUAAUUCAUGGAUACAUUU
Molecule: messenger RNA, 2509 nt
Organism: Gymnodraco acuticeps
Lineage: Eukaryota; Metazoa; Chordata; Actinopteri; Perciformes; Bathydraconidae
Gene: rsad1
Product: radical S-adenosyl methionine domain containing 1
Exons: 9
Coding region: 188-1561 (457 amino acids)
Biological process (GO): porphyrin-containing compound biosynthetic process
Cellular component (GO): cytoplasm
Molecular function (GO): coproporphyrinogen oxidase activity; 4 iron, 4 sulfur cluster binding
Source: RefSeq, a predicted model, not a curated record